Molecule: messenger RNA, 6294 nt
Organism: Sabethes cyaneus
Lineage: Eukaryota; Metazoa; Arthropoda; Insecta; Diptera; Culicidae
Gene: kcc
Product: solute carrier family 12 member 4
Exons: 24
Coding region: 1402-4689 (1095 amino acids)
Biological process (GO): cell volume homeostasis; chloride transmembrane transport; chloride ion homeostasis
Cellular component (GO): membrane
Molecular function (GO): potassium:chloride symporter activity
Source: RefSeq, a predicted model, not a curated record
CGUAGUUCAGAAAACCGGCAAAAUCCAGUCUGCAUUUGUUUCAUGUUGUGUUGCAAUCAGUGUAUUUCGUUAGCGAUAAAACAAAAUCAGCAAAUGUUGGCGUUUCAUGCAGUACCCGUUUCGAUGUAUAUUAGCAUACUGAACCAACGAGUGUAGUAUCUGUUACAUGCUGGUACAAUUUGAGUGAAAAUCCAAUUCCUGGCAAACUAUCGGCGGUGCAGUGUCAACGUACAAAUAGCCAACCGAUUGAUCGCUUCGGACGAUUGAACAGAAGAGCGGACAGCCAGCGGUGCAGGAAAAAAAUCAAGAAGAAACAAUCAGAAAGUGUGUCAAAUUUUCGCAACCGCAUCGAUCGAAUACAUCAAGUGCCAGUCAUUCCUUCAGUGCCGUUGAGUUACAACCGUUUCGCUCGCACCGUCCGUCCAAGGAAACGAAGAGAUCUUGAUCUUGGACCGAGCACUGAGCGACCGUCGUCCUCGUCGUCGCCGUAGUCGUCGCGUGUAAUGACGGAAAAUCUGCUGCCAAAGGAACACAACAACGCACUGCUUGAUUGUUUGGAUUGAGUGGUGUGUCGGAACGGAAGAGAUAAAGAUUCAGUGUUUCUAUCGUGUUUCGAGACGCAGCAGAAUUUGCUCCAUAGCUGUGAAAUAUUAGUAAACAAAAGUUCCCCUUUCGGUGUGGAAGGUGCCUCAUUUGGGUAUCGAAGGCGUUCCAAAAUUAAAAUUCAAUCGUUUCAGUGCGUCAGCGGAAAAGUUUCGAAGGCUAGUGGUGGAAAGUGAAAUAAGUAGUACCUAAAUUGAAGAACGCUGAAGCAUUUGCAGUCUAGUUCUAGUAGUGGCACAUUUCGGUUGCUUGUUGACUGGCCAGCGCAGCGGCGGGCACUUGAAUGCAGUGUGCUUUCCCUUCCGGUGGCUUUUCUGAGUCAAGGUCAAAAGACGAAUUGUGCGAGUGUAGUAGCUCUUCAGUUGAUACAGCAAAUUGUACCGAUACAGUCGAUAACACUUCCAGACUGGCAGCAGAACGAAGACGGUUGGUUCGAGUAAACGAAGCGGAAACAUCGCCCGUCACACGACACUCCUGAGAUGCAUAGAUUUGAUUCCAGUUUUCUAUUUCCUAUAAGUGCAAAUUAAAGUUUCUACCACGUUAGUUCGUAGAGUGAAGUAAAUGUAUUAAUAAAGUGCUAUAGUGUUUUUGUUUUGUCUGCUUCUCACGAUAUCCAUAUUCCAAAUAGUGUUAGUGUUUAAAUGAAGAUUAAUUAAUGUUUACCUCCGUAAACAUAAUUUGAACUCGGAAGUAGGAAAAAAACAUCAACGUCAACCCCAUCUGUGCGUGAGCCGUCUGUAUCCCGGUGUAGGAGUGUCUUCUGUGCUACGGGAGCGGUCUUCGUAGACUACCGACAAGAUGCCGGAACGCUUCAAGGUGACCAAAUCGGACACCACCCUUUCGGCGCGCGAUGAGGAGGCGGCUGUUACUGGAAAACUACUAUCCUCCAACGAGAAGCAAGGCGAACCCACCGAUGAUCAGCCUUUCGUGUCGAAAAAUGAAAAACUGGACACCAACCUGUACCUAUACUCGGAUGAAAUCCAAGAACGUCCACAAAUCACAACACUCAUCUCGUCCCUGGCAAACUACUCGAAUACGAUCCCCGCGCCGACGGAUCCAGAUGCAAAACCAGCACCUGCCUCUGCCCGCAUGGGCACACUCAUCGGUGUCUAUCUGCCGUGUAUACAGAAUAUUUUCGGUGUAAUUUUAUUCAUUCGUUUAACAUGGGUCGUCGGAACGGCCGGAGCUAUUUAUGGGUUUUUAAUUGUGUUAUGUUGUUGUUGCGUGACUAUGUUGACUGCCAUUUCGAUGUCUGCGAUUGCCACGAACGGGGUGGUACCUGCGGGCGGGAGCUAUUUCAUGAUAUCAAGAUCGCUCGGGCCCGAAUUCGGCGGUGCAGUCGGGAUGUUGUUCUACACCGGGACAACGCUCGCGGCUGCCAUGUACAUCGUCGGUGCGGUUGAAAUCGUACUGACGUACAUGGCACCCUGGCUGUCGAUAUUCGGCGAUUUCACUAAAGACGCUUCUGCGAUGUACAACAACUUUCGUGUGUACGGCACCGGUCUGCUAUGCGUUAUGGGUCUGAUCGUGUACGUGGGCGUAAAAUUCGUGAACAAAUUCGCAACCGUCGCCCUGGCCUGUGUCAUAUUCUCCAUCAUUGCGGUUUACGCCGGUAUCAUCAACAACGUCGAUGGAAACGAUAAGCUAUUCAUGUGCGUACUCGGAAAACGUCUACUGAAGGAUAUUGCCGUUGACAAUUGCACCAAGGAGGCGGGCGGACCACUCUACAAUGUAUUCUGCGAAAACGGCGAAUGUGACCCCUACUUCCUCCAGCAAAACGUUUCACUCGUGCGAGGCAUCAAGGGACUUAAAAGUGGUGUGUUUUUCGAAAAUCUGUUUCCGUCGUUUUUACAAGAAGGGCAGUACAUCUCUUACGGUUUGGACCCGGAACACAUCGAGCCAAUGGACAGACCAACGUACAAUCAAGUUUACGCCGAUCUUACCACCGCAUUUACGAUAUUGAUCGGUAUCUUCUUCCCCUCGGUAACAGGUAUCAUGGCGGGCUCUAACCGAUCCGGUGAUUUGGCGGACGCACAAAAGAGUAUUCCGAUCGGUACCAUCGGUGCCAUCCUGACCACAUCGACCGUAUAUCUGUCCUGUGUGAUCCUGUUCGCUGGAACGGUUGACAAUUUGCUGCUACGAGACAAAUUCGGACAGUCGAUAGGAGGCAAACUGGUCGUCGCAAACAUGGCCUGGCCGAACCAAUGGGUCAUCCUGAUUGGGUCCUUUCUUUCGACGCUGGGCGCUGGACUGCAGAGCUUAACCGGUGCCCCGAGGUUGCUGCAGGCCAUCGCCAAGGAUGGCAUCAUCCCCUUUCUCGAACCGUUUGCUGUGUCGUCGAAGCGUGGUGAACCGACGCGUGCCCUUGUUCUGACACUGCUAAUCUGCCAAAGUGGCAUCCUGUUGGGAAACGUCGAUCUGCUCGCCCCGCUGCUGUCCAUGUUCUUCCUGAUGUGCUACGGUUUUGUCAAUCUCGCUUGUGCCGUUCAAACUCUUCUGCGGACACCGAACUGGCGACCGCGUUUUAAGUUCUACCACUGGUCUCUGUCGCUCAUUGGACUAACGCUGUGCUUGUCGAUUAUGUUCAUGACAUCUUGGUAUUUCGCACUGAUUGCGAUGGGUCUGGCUGUGCUGGUCUACAAAUACAUCGAGUACCGAGGAGCCGAAAAGGAAUGGGGUGACGGAAUCCGUGGUAUCGCACUGUCGGCCGCCCGCUACUCGCUGCUUCGCCUUGAGGAGGGACCACCGCACACCAAGAACUGGCGACCGCAGAUCCUGAUGCUGGCCAAGCUGAACGAGGACUUCACGCCAAAGUAUCGCAAACUGUUUUCGCUAACGUCACAACUGAAGGCCGGCAAAGGUUUGGUAGUGGUUGUAUCGCUUGUGCCGGGCGAUUUCACCAGACGUUCCGGUGAAGCCGCUGCCGCCAAGCAAAGCCUCCGCAAAAUCAUGGAGGAAGAGCGGCUGAAAGGAUUUUGCGAUGUUAUGGUCGCCAACGAUGUCGCCGAAGGACUGUCUCAUGCUGUUCAAACAAUCGGUCUUGGCGGUAUGAAACCGAACACUGUGAUCCUGGGUUGGCCGUACGGUUGGCGUCAGAGUGAAGAUGACCGAACUUGGCACGUAUUCCUGCAGACUGUUCGCAAUGUUAGCGCUGCCCGAAUGGCUCUGCUGGUGCCAAAAGGAAUUAACUUCUUCCCAGCGUCAGGGGAUAAGAUUGCCGGCAACAUUGACAUCUGGUGGAUUGUGCACGAUGGCGGCCUGCUGAUGUUGCUGCCAUUUUUGUUAAAACAACAUCGCUCCUGGAAAAACUGCAAGAUGCGAAUCUUCACUGUCGCACAGAUGGAAGACAACUCGAUCCAGAUCAAAAAAGACCUGAAGAUGUUCCUGUACCAUCUGCGAAUCGAGGCCGAAGUGGAAGUCGUUGAAAUGAUGAAUAGCGAUAUCUCGGCGUACACCUACGAGCGCACCCUGAUGAUGGAACAACGCAACCAGAUGCUCCGGAAGCUGCGACUCAACAAGCGUGAGAAGGAGAAUGUUGUACAAGCAAUCGUCGACCAUCAUCAUCACAUCGAAAGCAACGCCAAGACGGCAUCCAAGGUUCGGUUCGCUGAUCCGGACGAGAACAAGGACAUCUUCAACGACGAAGAGCGCGAGGAAAAGAAUGAGACUGAAACCGAAAAGGAUAAGGACACCAAGGAGAGUGAAAACGAUAAAGAGUCGGCCAAUGAGAACUCUUCCGAGCAGAAGGAAACGACACCGCAGCUUGGUAACAACGUAGCCUCUCCCGGCAAAGACGGCAAGAAAAAUGCUGGAGAAGAUACACCCAAAUCACCCAGUAAAGCUAAUUUCAAACCCGAUGAAGGUAACGUGAGACGAAUGCACACGGCUGUGAAGCUCAACGAGGUUAUAGUCAACAAAUCGCACGAGGCUCAGCUGGUCAUACUGAACCUGCCCGGCCCACCGAAGGAGACCCGCAUCGAGCGGGAAAGCAAUUACAUGGAAUUCCUGGAGGUGCUAACCGAAGGCCUGGAACGAGUACUGAUGGUUCGAGGUGGUGGACGGGAAGUCAUCACCAUUUACUCAUAAAAGCCUCCCUGUUGCCAUCCUAACCUGCUCCCGAAGCGCCGUGAAGUGAUUCGGAGGGCCAACCCGUCGUGCGCUGUGACUGGCCAAAACAGUCCGGCAGUAUGGUAUCAAUUACGCUUCUACAUCAUCGUCGUCGUCGUCGCUGCCGACGCCGUCGUCGUCGUCGUUACACUACAAUACAACAUACAUAUACAAAACACACAUAAAUCUACACAACAGACACAGUCUUUCGCGAAUGCAAACACUUAACCGCGUAGUCUACAUACAUAAGCAGUAUGGAAACAUUUUUCUACACUCGAAAAUGCAAGAAAAAAAAAUAAUAACAAAAAACCAGUUUAGAAAACCAAAAAACAAAAAGCUAGUAAUUUUAGUCAAACUGUAAAGUCUACUAGCAUUAGGUUAUCGAAAAAAGUACACUUUAAUAAUACAGAAUUUAAUGAGUAUCGGAUAAGAAACUAUAGAGAAAAAAACUUUCAAAAGUGUACGUACGUAUCGCGAAUUAGCGUUUUGAGAGCUGUGGAACAGUCAACAUACCAAAAUAGUAGAAAUUAGGAGAUGAAAACUUUAUCCACAUUGUUGGUGCGAAUCAAAUUGAUAUACUACUUCUAAGGAUGAACAAAAUGCAAAUAAAAAUAAUAAUUCUUUAAUCGCGAAAGAAAAAGAGGAAGAAGAAGCAAAAGAAAGAAAAAGAUUAUGUGUUCUUCUUUUAUAAAAUUGUUUAGUCCAAUUGUUAGAAGAAUUAAACAGAAUUGUACCUUCAACUGGGCGACACUUACAUAUACUCACACACUCUCACACCGGAAAUUUCGUAAUCGUAAUAAAUUGUCUUUGGAAUACAUACCGACAAGCAAAACAGAGAGAAAAAAAACAUGUGCCGCGCGGUUCAUACACACCAGACUUUGAGGACGAAUAGAGGAAAUCAACAACAAUUAGGUAUUUUGUUCUGAAGCACGAGAAUCAAAGCGACAGUAAAACCCCCGACCGACGACUGGAAAGUAGUAAAUGUAGUGCAUAUGAUUUUUUUCUUUUUUUAAAAAUUCGUUACCGAGGAAGUACUAUGUAUUAGCUCUGCCUUUCAAACGCGGUUUUCACGCUACAAUAGGAAAUUUGUUUAAAAAAAAGGAACUUUGGUGUGUACAGUGUCGUUUCGGUUUAUCACCGUCGCAUGAGAAUUUUCGCGUGAUUUAUUUGAGACCCAUAGAACUUAAUAUUCACGUACUUCGACGAGCACGGUUUCAAUGUUGAAUUCUAGAGGUUUUAAACUCACUGCAUUCAAAAUUAAAUACGGUACAACGACAUUGUACUUUUAUUUGUGUAGGUAAUCCCGAUCGGACGUAUUCACGAUUGAACCAAGAUGCGAGAAGUAUUAGUUUACAAAAAACACAAUUCUGCUACCAACUAUAUUAUAAUUAAUUAGCUGAAGCUGGUUUAGUGAUAGAUCAGCCGAACUGUACUGUUUCCGUUUUGCUGAUUUUUACGCUAACAGAUUAUAUUGGUUGAGACAGGCAGCUGUCCUCUGCGUCAUUUAGAGUAUGUAAUUUGUUUUAGUUUUAUAUUCUGUUAAAGUUUAUAUAGUCUCGCAUAGUUUAAGUGACGAAAUGAAGA